Bursaphelenchus xylophilus (pine wood nematode) is the source of this 823-nucleotide messenger RNA. The record is from the annotation of a GenBank genome assembly. NCBI's taxonomy places the organism in Eukaryota, Metazoa, Nematoda, Chromadorea, Rhabditida, Aphelenchoididae.
AUGCCUUCUAAACUCAGCAAUGAAUGCAUCAUGUACCUUCUGGAAUCCUUUUGUAGCUAUGACUCUGUGGUGAUGAUAGAGCCGUAUCAUCGGAUGAGCAUCCCAGUAUGUCAUGACUCCUUUGUUUACACUUUUCUUUACCUAGCAUACGUUUUUAUUCACCUUUACUUUAAUUCAGCUCAUCUGUCGUCGAUACUUCGUCCAGAUCUUUAAUGGGAGGUCGUAUUCGUACUGGUUGAUGAGCAGUUCUAUUUUUUGAGGGACCGUCACCGUGUCGAAAUUCGGUUUGAACGUGCAAGUAAGAAAUCGAUCAAGAAUCAGGGUUCAGCCGUAUGAAAUUCUUGACAUCAUAUUGAGUUUUUACAGGACACACAACACGAGAAAAUUAUUUGCAUAACCCGUUAAUCUCAUUCUUUAAAUUGGUCGCAAUUACACCUGAAAUUGAGCCGUUACCAGGGCGAGACAAGUAUGUGAUCAAAGUGUAUGGAGAGGUUGAAUACAUCAGGCCUCUUUUAAAGAUAUUUUUUGGUAGGGUAAACAUGGUAUCUAUUCUAUUUCUUCCGUUUAUCUGUGUUUCAGAAAAUCGGAUUCCAGCGCAAUACGCUUUUGGUGCCUCACACGCGGCCGCCGCGGAAUUCAACGAUCUUGUGGCCACCGAUUUUUCUUACCCUGCCCACCGGCUCUUCGGCAUGCCUUAUGAGUUGAGCAGUUUUACGUCGUGCGACCCUCGGGUCUCGAAUUAUAUUGUCCCUAUUGUAAUCAAUGUAAGACGUCUUCCAGAAACACGUAUGUCUUUUAGAUGCCGCACAAGUUUUUCACAUAA